This is a messenger RNA of Myzus persicae (green peach aphid), 569 nucleotides long. RefSeq lists its product as uncharacterized. Gene Ontology annotation, cellular component: membrane. The record is from RefSeq and is a predicted model, not a curated record. Gene Ontology annotation, biological process: G protein-coupled receptor signaling pathway. Gene Ontology annotation, molecular function: G protein-coupled peptide receptor activity. Bases 15 to 569 code for a protein of 184 amino acids. The transcript has a single exon. Lineage: Eukaryota; Metazoa; Arthropoda; Insecta; Hemiptera; Aphididae.
GCAGCCGGACCAUCAUGAUGUGCACGGACAUGUCGUCAAACAGGGCGAGGUAUAACUACACGUGGAUGGCGCAUCUGCGCAGCCUGAACCUGACGCAGGAAGAUCUGCAGUACCUGCUCAACAUCACGUCGUUCGAUCCGGUUGACGACGGCGGUGAUGUCCCGUCAACCCAUCACCACCCGUAUGACACCGGUUGCUACAACUGUGGCGGCGCCGUGAAGAGCUACUCGCUGCUGUUCCGGGCGGCGCACGGCUACGUCAGCCUGUUCCUGUGCGUGUUCGGCGCGCUAGCCAACGCGCUCAACAUCGCGGUGUUGACGCGCAAGGACCUGGCCGGUUCGCCGAUCAACCGGAUACUGUGCGGCCUGGCCCUGGCCGACCUGGCCCUGAUGGUCGAGUACACGCCGUUCGCGUGCUACAUGUACCUGACCACGGCCAAGAAGGAGGAGUUCUCGCACUUUGGCGCCGUGUACGUCCUGCUGCACACGUACGUGUCGCAAGUCCUGCACACCACGUCCAUUGCGCUCACGCUCGUCCUGGCCAUGUGGAGAUACGUCGUCGUCAAGUGA